GUGCUCAUCCUAUCGAUGGAAAACUCUCUCUCUCUCUCUCGGCUAGCCACGUGGCGGGCCUUUUUUCUUUUGUUUUUUCCAUAGGAGAUAGCUAUGGCGGGAUCUUUGUCACGUUGUUUGGCGGAUGAGGAGCGGGAGGAGGAGCGGGGGGAGCGGGUGAAGGAGCGGGAGGAGGGGUGGGAAAAGGAGCGGGAAAAGGAGUGGGAGGAGGAGCGGGAGGAGGUGCGGGAGAAGGAGCACGAGGGGAAACCGGAAGGGGCGGAGGAGGUGGGGGAGGAGAAGCAGGAGGAGCGCGAGGAAGAGCGGGAGAAGGAGCGGGAGGAACGCGGGAAAGAGCAGGGGAAUCAGCGGGAGGAGUGGGAGGAGAAGCAGGAGAAGGAGCGGGAGCGGGGCUAUGGCGGGAUCUUUGUCACGUUGUUUGGCGGAGGAGCAGCGGGAGGGGGAGGAGGAGGAGGAGGAGUGGGAGGAGCGGGAGAAGGAGCGGGAAGAGGAGUGGGAGAAGGAGCGGGGAAGGAGCGGGAGUGGGGGGCUAUGGCGCGGGAAGAGGAGCGGGAGGAGGGAGAGGAGGAACGGGGGGAGGAGCGGGAGAAGGAGGGGGAGGAGGAACCGGGGGAAGAGCAGGAGAAGCAGUGGGAGGAGGAACAGCAGGAGGAGCCGGAGGAGCAGCAAGAGGGGGAGCGGGAGAAGGAGAGGGAGGAGGAGAGGGAGGACGAGCGGCAGAAGGAGCGGGAGCGGGCCUAUGGCAGGAUCUUUGUCACGUUGUUUGGCGGAGGAGGAGCGGGAGGAGGAGUGGGAGGAGCGGUAGAAAGAGGAGUGGGAGAAGGAGGGGGAGGAGUGGGAGGGGAAACGGGAAGGGGUUGCAUCUCACAGCCCCUUAGAGCAAAGUGGGUUGUAGCUACAGAAGCCGUGGAGGUGAGGGAGGGUGUGGCCGGUGGUGGGUGAAAGAAAGAUCAAAAGAUGAGUUCAGGGAAAAGGGCUGAGGUUUUACUUUUAUGGUGUAAGAAGCCUUCAAUCCAGCAGUGGAAGGCAAACCAGGGUCAUUCUCCACUUGCCAGAUGGAGUCUUGGCUACAAUGUGCAAUACUUGUGCUUUGCUGAGUUUCACUUGUUACUCACCACUUGUUUUUGUAAGGGAAAAGUGUGUGGAAUUCUGGAGGCCUGCCUAGGCUUACUAGUUCCAAAACUAGCUUUGUCAGAAUGCCCCURGACGUGCAGAUGGGCAAGUGCAUGAUCUGCACCGGGAAGAGCACAUGAUUGAGUGCCCUCAGACCAAACUAGUUUUCAAAGUCAUAAACAUCAGUGGACCAUUCCCGUACAUCACCCUACUUCUUCACUAAGAGCAGGAUAACAAAGAUGCGAUAAAGUCAACAAACAAGCAGACAAACACAAAAAGAAUGGCCCAUGCGCAGAGCUAGCUUCAUCGCGAUUCUCACAAAUCACUGCCGUAAUGUGCGAUGGUGUACGUCAAUUGUCGGCAGACUUGUCGUGCAUCCACGGCUGCUGAAUGUUGUACCUCUUCUCUCGCAUAGCCAAAUACCAAAGUUUCUCCCUGAUCAACAGCCUCGAUCAUACGAACUACCGCUCAUGAAUUCUGUCAUGUGCCUCACUUCUCUGGCCCAUUCUCCUCAGCGUACCUGUUUCACAGCUUGUUAAACUAAUUAGCACAACCCAGUAAAUAAAUGGGGUCCUUUCUAAAUCUAUACCAUGGCGGUAUUUUUUUCAUUAAAUGAUUUUAAUCAAAAUAUAAUGAAUCAAAUGCCCCAUUGCUCCUUAGAUGUAAACUCCAGCUUCUCCAUCCACUAUCCUUCUAGAUGUUAACUCCAUACUGUGGUGUCCCACCAGCAGCAAAUAACAAACCGCCUCUCAAAUCUGCAGUCAGCAGCAGCAGGGGCAACAACUGAUUCAGAAACUGGUUCCGUAGCGGCAACAACCAAGUCACAAACGAGCUACGAGCUGGUUCGUAAUGAUACAAAUGAUGAAGCAAAAUGACCAGGGCAUUCUGAGAAAGUCCCAUCUGGAGGAACGGGACUAUGUCAUUGGGAGGAAUGAUAUAGUUCCACUCAGAGGAAUGGGACUAUGUCGUUCAAUUAAUGAAUUGCCACUUCCGUC
Messenger RNA from Chara braunii, 2108 nucleotides. The record is from the annotation of a GenBank genome assembly. Lineage: Eukaryota; Viridiplantae; Streptophyta; Charophyceae; Charales; Characeae.